Messenger RNA from Diorhabda sublineata, 3319 nucleotides. It is a transcript of the gene rb, whose product is annotated as AP-3 complex subunit beta-1. Lineage: Eukaryota; Metazoa; Arthropoda; Insecta; Coleoptera; Chrysomelidae. Gene Ontology annotation, cellular component: membrane coat; AP-3 adaptor complex. The transcript has 14 exons. Gene Ontology annotation, biological process: vesicle-mediated transport; intracellular protein transport. The record is from RefSeq and is a predicted model, not a curated record. Bases 113 to 3193 code for a protein of 1026 amino acids.
UUGAAAGUUGGUUUGUCAAAGUCAGACAAAUAUUUUGAUAUAUUUUUGAUGCAUUUUUAUUGAAUUUAUAAAUGAAUUACUUCUUUUAAGGUAGAUAAAGUUGAUAAUUAAGAUGCUUUCGUCUCCCUCAAAUUCUAUGACGAAUAAUAGCUAUUCAAAUGACCGAGGCUCUAGUUUUGAAGCAGAGUAUGCUGUUGAUCCUGCUUCUAGAGAAUUUUUCCAUUCUGAUUUUAAGAAGCAUGACGACCUCAAAGAAAUGUUGGAUUCUAAUAAAGAUAGCUUAAAACUUGAAGCGAUGAAACGAAUAAUUGGGAUGGUAGCAAAAGGUAGGGAUGCAUCAGUUUUGUUUCCUGCUGUUGUGAAAAAUGUGGUGUCGAAGAAUAUAGAAGUAAAGAAAUUGGUUUAUGUUUAUCUUGAGAGAUAUGCUGAAGAACAACAAGAUUUAGCUUUAUUAUCAAUAUCUACAUUCCAAAGAGCUUUAAAAGAACCUAAUCAAUUAAUUCGAGCAGGUGCUUUAAGGGUUUUAUCAAGUAUUAGAGUUAAAAUGAUUGCACCAAUAGUGAUGUUGGCUAUAAAAGAUGCUUCAGCUGAUAUGUCUCCAUAUGUAAGAAAAACUGCUGCUCAUGCAAUACCAAAAUUAAACAGUUUGGAUCCAGAUAUGAAACCAGAAUUGAUUGCAAUUAUUCAAAAGUUGUUAGCAGAUAAAACAGUUCUUGUAAUAGGAUCUGCAGUAAUGGCUUUUACAGAAGUGUGUCCAGAAAGAGUAGAUCUGAUUCAUGAAGUAUUCAGGAAAUUAUGUGCCUUGUUGGUAGAUGUUGAUGAGUGGGGUCAAGUUACUAUUGUUAAUAUGUUGACAAGAUAUGCGAGGAGUCAAUUUUCUGAUCCUAAUCUGCAUGAAAACCAUGGUUCUAAUGGAGAGUUCUACGAAUCAAGUUCAGAAUCUUCAGAGAAACAUGUACCUAGUCUUGAUCCUGAUCAUAGACUGCUUCUACGUUCGACAAGACCCCUUUUACAAUCCAGAAAUGCAGCUGUGGUUAUGUCGGUUGCUCAACUGUAUCAUCAUGCAUCUCCAAGAAGUGAAAGUGUUCUUGCUGCUAAAUCUUUAGUCAGAUUUUUAAGGUCUCAUGUUGAAGUACAAAGCAUAGUUCUGAAUGCAAUUGCAUCAAUUAGUGUAACAAACAAAGGAAUGUUUGAACCUUAUUUAAAAAGCUUUUUUGUUAGGAUAUCAGAUCCUACUAAUGUAAAGUUGUUGAAAUUGGAAAUCCUUACUAAUAUAACAAAUGUUUCCAAUGUUUCCAUAAUUUUAAGAGAGUUGCAGACUUACAUUUCUAACAGUGAUAAAAAUUUUGUUGCUGCCACUAUCCAAGCUAUUGGAAGAUGUGCCUGCUCUAUUUCAGAAGUCACUGAUUCGUGCCUUAAUGGAUUAGUUUCAUUGCUAUCGAAUAGAGAUGAGGCCGUUGUAGCUGAGAGUGUAGUAGUCAUAAAAAGACUUUUGCAGACCCAAGCAGCUGAUCCCAAAGAGAUAAUCACUCACAUGGCUAGACUAUUAGAUAGUAUAACUGUUGCACAAGCUAGGGCUGCAAUACUCUGGCUUCUUGGAGAACACUCACAAAAAGUUCCUCAAGUAGCCCCAGAUGUUCUUAGAAAAAUGGCCAAAUCGUUUCCUGAUGAGGAUGAUAUUGUCAAAUUACAAGUAAUGAAUUUAGCAAUGAAACUGUAUAUCACUAAUCCCGAACAAACAUCUCUAUUAUGCCAAUAUAUUUGUAAUUUGGCUAAAUAUGAUCAAAAUUAUGACAUUAGGGAUAAAGCAAGAUUUUUCAAGCAGUUUACUCCUAAUCAAGAAGGCAAAAUUAGAUCUCAAGCUAAAAGAAUCUUUCUAGCAACCAAACCAGCUCCUGUUUUAAAACUUCAGUUAACAGGUCAAGAAGAAUUACAAUUAGGAUCAUUGUCUCAUUAUAUUAAACAAAGAGCUAAUGGUUACGAAGAUUUACCACCAUUUCCUGCCAAUCCUCCUCCUGGAGACGUCAGAAAUGUGGAACCAAUCAGAGGAGAAGAAACUAAGAUUCAUAAGAGUGUUGAUAAGAAAAGAAAAGAAGAAUUUACUUGGGAAUCAGAAGGUAGUUCAGGAGGCAAUAGUAGUAGUGAUUACGGCUCUAGCACCAGUUCAUCUAGUGAGAGCGAUAAUGAAUCAGAAGAAGAUGAAUCAAGUGAUGAAGAAUCUUCUGGAGAAGAGGAAUCUUCCAAGAAAGAUACUGAUCAAUCAGGAGAAGAAUCUGAAUCUUCUAGUGAAGACUCGAGUUCAGAAGAAGAAGUAUCAAAUCCAUCCAAACCAAAUUCAAAAAUAGAAAAUAUGAAUAACAACAUUAAUUCUGUUAUAAACAGUAAAAAAUCAAAUUUGGACUUGUUAUUAGAUUUAGAUGACAUCGAAACGCCGGCUCCUGUUAUGACUCCUUCCUUUGGAGGAUUCUUUAGUCCUUCAAUACCAGUAGAUGUACCAGCUAGUAUACACGUUGUCCAGCCAGUUUAUCAUAACACCAAGACUAUGGAGCUGCUGAAUAGAAUUAAUGGAAAAGGACUAUCGGCUACUUACAGGUUUACAAGAAGUCCUCAUCUGUAUUCACCCAGUAUGACUAAUAUAAAUCUGGUUUUUAUGAAUAAUUCAAGUGGGGAUAUUGAAGAUAUAAGAAUUGGAAAGAAGAAUUUGGCAGUGGGUAUGAGUAUGCACAAUUUUACUUGCAUACCAAAAUUGCCCCCAAAUUGCUCUUUUCCUGCAACUUUGGGUAUUGACUUUAACGAUACCAUUCAAUCAGCAAAUUUUGAGAUUGUGUCUUCCUUAGGUAAUUGUAAUGUGUCUCUAAAACCGAGUAUUGGAGAGCUUCUACGACCAGUUUCUAUGAGCUCAGCAUUGUUUCUCCAACAUCAAACAAAACUACGUGGUAUGACUGAGCAUUCCAGACCCCUGAUUAAAUGUGUUCCAGAUGUUGAGGAGAAAAUUAAAGAAUUUACUAAUUUAGGUCCUUGUGAUCGAUCUGAUCCGAAAGCCUACAGGUUUGCAGCUCAAACUUUGACAUCUUCCUCUCUGAUUUUAGUAAGUGUUGAAACAGGUGAAGCUCCAACUUUGACUGUUAAUUGCGAAAACAUUGUAUUUGGCUCUGUUAUGCUUAGCGAGUUGUUAUCUAAACUUUCUUUGUAAACUUUCCUUAUUUUCAAACAAGAUUAAAUCUAUAUUUAUUUCUUUCUGUUAAAUAAUUUUAUAUCGAAAUUAUUUUAUUCUAAAAUUACUUGUUUUGUAUUAAACUCAUUUGUAUACAUCUGUUGA